Molecule: messenger RNA, 1599 nt
Organism: Oncorhynchus kisutch (coho salmon)
Lineage: Eukaryota; Metazoa; Chordata; Actinopteri; Salmoniformes; Salmonidae
Product: claudin-34-like
Exons: 2
Coding region: 231-971 (246 amino acids)
Cellular component (GO): membrane; bicellular tight junction
Molecular function (GO): structural molecule activity
Source: RefSeq, a predicted model, not a curated record
CAGUGAUUGAACAGCAGCAGUGAAGCGUUUCAUCUGUGGCCAUUUGAUCCAGGAGCUGCAGGAGGCCUAGCGUUUCUUACUGAAGACUUAUAUCACCUGUGUUUCAUGGGACCAGAGAAGCUGCAGAACUCUGCAGUGGUAUUUGAGUUGACCGGCUGUGGGCAGGAGGACUGAGUCAGGAGUCCAUCUUAAACCCAGAUCAUUGACGUAACCAACCCUCUGACAGGGUCAUGGUGUACCUGGCCCACACGGUUCACUGGCAGUUCCUGGGCCUAGUGAUUGGCUGUGUAGGCUGGAUCCUGACCAUGGCCACCGCGGGCCACAACGAGUGGAGGCUGUGGUAUGUAGAGGACGUCUCCGUGGUAAACUCUGGCGUGGCCUGGGUGGGCGUGUGGCGGGCGUGUUUCUACAGCCACACUCUACCCGACUCAGAGUUCUGCCAGCCAAUCAGCAUUGCCGAUCUGUUUGUUCCUGUGGAGAUCUCCGUGGCACAGGUGGUCAUCAUGGUAGCAGUGAUAACUGGACUCUUGGGAAACAUCCUUGGUGCGUACGCAGUGAGGAACAUCUAUUUUGGUCAGAAGACUCAUGACUUUAUCAGACUGAUGUUCUCAGGGGCCGGGGGGCUGUACGUCCUGACAGGGGUCAGCUUUCUGGUCCCUCUAGUCUGGAACGUGAAAUCUGUCCUGACUAAUCAGACUGUAGCAUUCCCCCCAGAGUUCCACCUCCCUCCUGCCCCCCUCAGACAGGAAGUGGGCGGAGCUAUCUGGAUGGGGGUCGGUGCUUCGAUCUUCCUUAUCUUUGGCGGUCUCCUAUUCCUCUGCUACAGGUAUGUUGUCAGGGCUAAGCCAGUCAGUGGAGAGAACGACAAGGACCCUCUACAUGGGCCACCCAUAAGACUAAAGUCUAUAUUAGAGAAUGGAGACAAGGAGACCAGAGACAACCCUGCCUUCCAGGCUGAUGAAGACUUUUAGGGCAGAGGGCAGACAAACAGGCACUUGUAAACUCCCCGUCGUGGAUUUAAAAGCAUAGAAUUGGUUUCAGCAUUGGCUGGAGAGAGUUUCUGCCAUUGUUUAAUACAUGCAAGAAAGUGAGGAAGUACACACUUUGGGAGAAGGGUGGGGAAUCCGAAUUCAACCAUAAAACACUGGAAAACAGAACCAUAGAACCCCUUCUCUCUGUGAAAUUAUAAUUUUAGCGUGAUUGUUGAAGUUUAGAGUACAGCUUUGACAAGUGCAUAGACGCAGUGAUCUAUAUUUUGGUCUCUGAUAAAUGUGACUAAUGAAAACUGCAAUUGUUUUGAUUGAUUGUAUAUAUUUGCAACCUAAUUUAUUUGAAAUGUUGUAACUGUAAUUUUGUAGUGAUCAUGCUUGAACUGUUGUUCUUGAGGCACCAUUACAAAUGAGACCUUGAUCUCAAUGGAUUCCGCAGUUAAACAAUAAUAAUAAAAUGAAAUGAACAUGACAAAGUUCAUGAAAUCCUUGGAAUAUCAUCAUGUGUAAAAUAACUUUUUUUUAAAUGUAAGUGAAAAGAAUGUGGCAGCUGUACUGUAUUGUUACUGCAUAUCAUUUCAUAAUAAAUAGAUGUUUUAUAUUGAAAUCA